AUGUCGCACAUGCUGGUGCCGAGAGAGGCCGGGGAGGAGAAGAGCUUUGGCCCGUCUGCUGCGACCGGACACAGCGGAAACGUUGCGGGACUCCUAUCGGGGUCUGGCCUCGGUUGUGACACUUUACUCGGACUAGUGGGAGAAAGAGGAACGUCAGCAUGUCGAAACGCACGCAAAGAGGAAAAGUUGUUCCAGAUCACGAGUGUUACGCAGGCUCAGGUGCCGCCUAGUAAGAUCCCCGACGACCCCGAGAGUUUGGACGAUCCGGAUGAGUCCCGGACGGAGGACGUGUCGUCGGAAAUAUUUGAUGUCUCUCGGGCCGACCUGGGGGUGUGUGACAGGAGUUCAUCCGAGGAAACCUUAAGCAAUGCCGGGGAGCCUCAGGAGGGCCAGCUGCCUAACACGGGUCCUGUCAACGGGGGGUUCUCUUACAGUAAAGGCGUAGGCUCUGGCCGUGCUACCCCACAUAAUGUUGGAGGAAGUGUGGCCGUGCCAGCUACUGCUCAGCCCUUUGUUUCAAGCUCAGCUACCAGUGCGGUCCCAGCUUCCACUGUCUCUACCAGUGCUGUUCACACAGCUCCCGUGAGCACCAGCUGUACUUCCCGUUUCAGGGUGAUCAAACUUGACCAUGACGGAGAGCCCUUCAGACGGGGCAGGUGGACAUGCACUGAGUACUAUGAAAGAGAUUCGGAUUCAAAUAUUAAUCGGACUGUGGAUAGUAUAAGGCCAACGGUAACCCACGAUCACAGUUUAGACCGGGACAGUGGAUUAGCCACUGGUAAUUCUGUAUUCACUAGUAUUGCUCAGACUUCGGAGAACACCACAGAGUUUGGCUACUCUGCCUCUGUUGGGCACUCCUCCCACCCACCUUCAGAGUCUUGGCAGCAAGGCUACAGCUUGGCUUCUCAGAUAGGGAGCGGAGCAAGUGCCUUCCAACCCACAGGGUAUACAACUUCAUCAUCACAGCAACCACACCAGGUUCAGGUUAAUAUGUCGCCUGUAGCUCCCCAAACCUUCCCCUCUAACAGCUUCAAUGGUGUGCACCAGAAUUCUCCCAUUAUGCCUCCUGCCUCACAAGCCCAGCAGUUUCCUUAUGCGACUCAUCAGACCCACUUUGGUUCAAGUGCUCAGAACCUUCUCAUGACUUCCAUUGCUGUAGGGCCUCCAGCUAGCCAGGUAUCCUCGCAUGUAAACCCUGCUGGUCCUGGAUCAAAGGGGCUGGGUGGAGAAGCAGCUUCAUCCCAGGGCCUCCUACUACAAGCUGGUGGUACACCAGCCAUAGUGGCCCCCUGUCAGCCUGCCAGUCAUACUCAGCCUUCAGGAGGGUUAGGCAUUGCUCCUGCACCUUCCGUCACCACCACUACCUCUCACAGCGGUGGCCAGAAUGUGCCUGCCACAGUGCCCAGUACAACCAACACUUCUCCGGGUAUGCCAAGUCCUGGACACUCAGUAGGACUCGUCCAGCUCCAGGGAGCUCAUGGAGGAGCCACAGCAGGCCUUCCCCCUGGUGUCAGUAACCAGCCAGAUGAUAGCAGAACAAAGGUUGAUGCUCUGCCUCAGCACAGUGUUGGUGUGGUGCCAGAGAAAGAAGGUGUGAAGCCUCUCAGUGAGGGCUCCAACCUACCCUCUCCUGCUGUCAACAGCCUGUUUGGCAUUGAUAUUACCAUGGAUAUGGACGGGGACAGGAACCCAUCUACUGCUUUCUACCAGGCUUUCCGGCCUAGCAGAUUACGAGGGUCAAAGCCCAUCAACGAUAGUGCCUCCGGUGCCAGCGUCGUUGCCAUCGAUAACAAGAUUGAGCAGGCAAUGGAUCUGGUGAAGAGCCACCUGAUGUAUGCUGUUCGCGAGGAGGUGGAGGUGCUGAAGGAGCAGAUCAAGGAGCUGUACGAGAGAAACUCUAUGUUGGAGCGCGAGAACGCUGUGCUGAAGUCACUGGCCAACUCGGAGCAGCUCAACCAUCUGUCCAGUCAGCUCAGCCAGCUGGCCAGUCAACUCAGCCAGGGCAGCAGAUCGCCGCCGCUGCAGCAGCAGCAGCAACACCCGCUCGUCACAAACAACACCGCCCCUCUGGCUCACCACGAGGGAAGUCAGGGUGUCCAUCAGCCCAACAUCACCUCGGCAUGAUCCCCUUUCUCUUUAUCAGCACGUCCCACAGACAGGAGUCUGUUAGUAAAGGCAACAACUACUACCGUCCCCUUAACCCCAUAAAGACUCAGCUCUAUGUUCAAAAUGCUUCAUUUGAGGACAAAUCAACAGCAGCGACAUCUUUGUUUGCUGCCAGGAGCCGUGUUUCAGAGUUUGGACACUGCUGCUACUGUCACUAGGCCUUCACAUCAUUAAGACAUUUACCAUCUCUUGCAAAGUCUUAUCUGGGCCUUGUGUUUGGCUGCAACAGAGCUGAAAAAGAAGAGGAAAAAAAAAAAAGGGGAGACGGGGAGCAGAGCAGUUGGUGUGCAUCAAAAACUGCAUGUUGAUCUUGUUUAGGAGAUGGUGGGGGUCCGAGGGCUCAGAGAGCUUGCUUUGUAAGGGUAAAAAAUGGGGGAAGCCAGCAGCAUAUCCCUGUGAGGGACCAGAGGGGCGACAAGGGUCCUUGGAAACAUCCAGCAGGGACUGACCUUCCAGUGUCUGCACCCCACACCACUCCAGGGCCAGAGGAGGCCAGAGUGCAGAGAGGGGGAGGGAGGGAGAGGUGGGAUUGAGGAUAUGUCCUCCCUGAGCGCAAGAAGAUGCUGCCAGCAGGCAGCUGAGCUUGAGGUGGAGCGAGUCGAGAGCCUCGGCUUGUUAUAUGCUGCAUCAAAAAGCUUGUGUUAUCUCAGAGCCACCAUAUGUUUGACAUGAAUCAUAAUAAAUCUUCAUCAGUUCAGUUUUAGUAUUUGCAUUUAUUUAUUUCAGGGCUGCUAUUUUCGUAAUGUAAAUGAACAAUGUCAUGGAGAUGCUUAUUAAAAAAAAAAUUUUUUUUUUUUCCCCUCUUUGGUCUUUUGGUAUUUUAGAAUCUGUCAGGUAUUCAAUUUGGUAGAUUCUUGCAAGUUGUAGUUCUCAACAAGUAGGCAAUAAGUUUCCAAAAAAUAGAAUUUUUGUCUCAUCAUGAAAUAGUGCUAACACUAAAGCCGCGCUUACAUUAGAUGAAAUCUGGGUUGAAUGUAUAUUUUGUAAAGUGUAAAGUAUUAAGAGCAUGGGCAGUUUGUACGGGAGGAUAUCUGUUUAAGAUAUAUAAUAUGUGAUGGGAUGUUUUGAUAAAGAAAACCGUUGAUUAACUUUUUCUAGAUUUUCUUUGUUAGAAUGAAAAUGAAUCUGCUGGGUUUUG
Archocentrus centrarchus (flier cichlid) is the source of this 3304-nucleotide messenger RNA. RefSeq names its product TSC22 domain family 2 (gene tsc22d2). The record is from RefSeq and is a predicted model, not a curated record. Lineage: Eukaryota; Metazoa; Chordata; Actinopteri; Cichliformes; Cichlidae. Gene Ontology annotation, biological process: regulation of transcription by RNA polymerase II.